CUGUUCUUUUUUUUUUUUUUUGGAGGAGCUGCAAAAAAGAAAAUGCACGUCUUUACGAAAAACACAUGCCCAUUUCGACGCUUUUUUCUUUUCUUUUUUCCUCCGUCAUCUGGCAGGACAGGAAGCUGAAUCUUUUCGAUGGGGUCUACGGCGCAACCCAAGGGAAACGGGACAGACGUAGUGAGAAAGACGAAAACCUUGAAGGCGGGAAACGAGAUGAAGAAAAGACAGGAGGAAGGAUUCCAACUACUCUUGCCACGAACGGCAUGUUUUCGUGUGUAUUUCUAAGGCUUUUGUUAGCUGUGCCGAGGACACGGAUAGUUGCUCGGUGCGGUACUAUUACACCCCUCCCAUGACAAAUGGAUGGCUCUUUUUUCUGCAGCCGAGAGGCUGCCUAAGUUUUGACUCACAUAAUACUGUUCA
Molecule: messenger RNA, 423 nt
Organism: Colletotrichum godetiae
Lineage: Eukaryota; Fungi; Ascomycota; Sordariomycetes; Glomerellales; Glomerellaceae
Exons: 1
Coding region: 66-356 (96 amino acids)
Source: RefSeq, a predicted model, not a curated record